UCGGGCAGUGCUGGGGGUGCCGCGGUGUGUGAGCGAACGACAGCGCUCGUCCGUACGACGGAGAAGAUCCGUACGUACAACGGCAUACGUCGGUACGACACAGUACAUCCGUACAUCGGUACGAAAGUCACCCACCGAGAGGAGCUCAAGAUCCUGCUGCUGACCGUCUGCUUCGGCGGCUGACGAGUGACGUUCAUUGGACGAUUUCAUCUGAUGGUUGCCUGCUGCGUGGACCAGAACUGUCGAACAUCUGCAGGAGCUUCAUCGGUCGGUCAUAUUAUUCAAGAUCAACACUAUCGAUCGUCAUAUCUCAGCACUGCUCAUUGAUAGCAACAGAGUGUGACCGGGUGCCAGAAAAUAUGAGCACCGAUAGGUUUGCCAAAGUCUUGAACCUGCUCUAGCAUUUGGCUGAAAGAUACGGUGAACUCACCAUGCUGGACGAACAGUUGACCACGAUGGCGUCGCUGAGUGCAGCCAACAUCUCGGACGAGUUUGAAUGCGAGAUGUGUGGCGAGAAGUCACCCUGCGCUGUCGAUCCAAGCCUCUACGAGUUCAUCCUCGAGGGCGUCAUCCUGAACGUGGUGAACAUGCUGGGUAUCGUCUGCAACACCAUCUCGAUCUACAUCCUGUCGCGGAAGCAGAUGCGCGCCUCCAUCAACUGCUGCCUGAUCGGGCUGGCCACGUUCGACAUCCUGCUGCUGGUGUGCUCCAUCUUCGUGUGGGGCCUGCCGGCCAUCAGCCAGUACUCGGGCGGCAUGCGCAGCCUCACCAGCCGCAUCAUCCCGCACAUGACGCCCUGGCUCUACCCCCUGGCCACCAUCGCGCACACUGGCAGCACCUACGUCACUGUCACCGUCACCGUCGAGCGCUACGUGGCCGUCUGCCACUCGCUCAAGGCCAGGUACAUCUGCACCUACGGGCGAGCCAGGCUCUACAUGAUCCUCAUCAGCAUAUUCGUCGUAGUGUACAAUGUACCCAAGUUUCUCGAGACUGAGGUGCAGCCCAUCGUCAACAUUCGCGAGAACCGAACUAUCGUGGGGUAUAUCGCGUGUCCUACGCCGCUGCGGAACGAACGCACCUACAUCGAGGUGUACAUCAUGUGGAUGUACUUCAUAGUCAUGUACUGCAUCCCCUUCGGCACGCUGGUGAUCCUCAACAGCCUGAUCUACAGGAACGUUCGGAUUGCCAACCGCAUGCGGCAGCUGCUGAGUCGGCGACAGCAGAAGGAGAUCGGCCUCGCCACGAUGCUGUUCGCCAUCGUCCUGCUCUUCAUGGUGUGCAACAGCCUCUCCUUUGUCAUCAACAUCAUCGAGCUCAUGAACAGCGACUCCAAAAUCAUCGAGGAGGCAGGCAUGGAACGAAUCGCCGACUUCAGCAACCUCCUCAUCAACAUCAACUCGUCGUCCAACUUCGUCAUUUACUGCAUCUUCGGCCAGAAGUUCCGGCGGCUCUUCCUGCGUCUGUUCUGUGAGCGUCUGCUGCGGAGACGCUGCGGAACACUGGGCUGUGCCGAGGACAUGUCGAUGGCGGGCCCCACCGCGGACGCGUCCUCCGUGCCCAUGAAGAGGAUGUACCGUGGCAGCAACGCCACUGAGACAGAGAAUGGCGAGGACCACCGGCUUCUGGUGGCAAGCAGAGGCUCGCACUACUCGCCCGUUUCCAUGACAACGCUCAGUGUCAACCUACCUACCAGUACUACCUCUGUAUCCGGAGUGUGACGCGUCAGUGGCGCCGCCAAAACUGUGGUUGGUAGACCAUUUGGAUGACUUUUUACACCUAUCCAAAUUAGGCUGGUGCUAAGACGCUUAGUGAAAUGUGGCGCUGCUUGCAAAGCAAGUCGCUUGGUUCGUUCGUUCCGAACCCAGCUACUAGCAACUUUACUAAGUGUGAGACAAAGAGCAAAUGUUAUGUUCCUGAUAAAGGAAACAAACAGGAUUGUGUAGUCAAUGAAAUUAAUCGGCUUCCUAUAAUAGGAUACCGCUAAAUAUGUAGGUACACCACAGAUGGCAGCUCUGCUGACGGCCAACAUUAUCAUUGGCAUGCUGGUUGGUGCAUUUCUAUUGCGCCGCUACACGCUACCCUACUUUCAUGGUUGGACAAUCAUUUUCACAUAACAUCAUCAGGAUAACAGAUAGGAUAACAGAUAAAGAUGAAUGCCCGGUGCCCACCCAGUGCGGCCAAAUUUCCACUGUUGUGCCGAUGCGCGUGCUCAUGCUCUCACGCUGAAGCUGGUCGGUGGGGAGUUUGGACGCGACUGCGACAGAACGACAGUGCUCCCGUGGGUAUUACGACGUGCUGCUACGCGCCGCAAUACCUCAGGAGCCUCUCCCGUGAGCAGUUAUUCUGUUUUCCACCAGCUGUGUGCGGGAUUGGAUCCUGACUGAAGUCGCCGGAAAUUGCCGUGCGAAUGUGCUAACCUCGCUAAAUGUGUCAAUGAAAGUGUUGCCCGGAUUGUGCGGAGACUUCUUGAGCCAGGUGUGUCAGAGUACCCCAGAGUUUGGCGUCGCCGGAAGAUAUGAGCUUGUUUUGCUAAUUUCAGCGCCGAACCUCAGUCCAAUGUCUUCAAAAGUGGUAUGUGUAAAUCAUCACUUGAUGCGCGCUAUUGAGUUGGCUGGGCCUACCUAGUGUUUUCAAAUGUGUUGCUUAUAUCUUGCCGUUGUUUCGGAAACGCCAGUGACAUCAUGUUCAUAAUACCAAUUUGUUGAUUGUCCAGGAGGCGAAGCAGACAUUCAAAGCGAUGACGACGAGACUUGUGUGAUGUCUCCAGGUUCGUUUUCAGACUAUGAUGUAUCAGUGUUUUCGUUGUGUGUUCCCAACUGGAGGGGAACCGAUCGAGACAACGAGACCUCUUGAGCUCAAGGGGAGAGUGCUCAAGAGGUCCGCAGUCGCAGAUCGGGCUGAGACGGUUAUUGAAGACGCCUCGACACCCUCAGGCGGCGGUGUGUGCUUCGCUCGGAGAGCGAUUUGAAGGGCAUUCGAUCCGCCUCCUGAACAGGGUGUUAUUUCGGGGGAGCGCAAAGUCUCGCGAUUCUGUGCUCCGAGGGACGGCAUAGAGAUGGAAGGGAAAGCUCGCUUUCAUCGCAAUGAUACGGCAUCGCGAGACUGGUACUUUUCUGUGAAGGAAUGGUCAGACCUGAAUGUUAGUGUGCUGGAUCAGAAUAUUUGUGUACGUUCAAUGUGAGCACCACGUUCAUCAUUUGCCGCUGAUGACGGCUGUUGCCGCUGAUGACGCUGUUACAACUAAGUAGGUGGCGUCCACAACUCGAAUCGUGAAUGGUUUUCGAAAAGCAGAGCUGUAUCUCUCGGUCUCACACUGUUGGAUUGCUGAAAGCGUGUCGUGGUGCAGAUAAUUCAUUAUCACUCGGAGACACACCGAGCGUUUUGCUCUCUCGCAUCGAUGACAAAUGAAGUCUCAUUUCGGCCUUGUGAAACAUAACUGGGAAAUGUUGAGAGCGUUCCAAAUGUUUUUAUUUGCCGUCAUGUUUUAUGUGAUUCAGCCGUGUAGCUAAUCGUUAGUCAGUGUCCUUCAUGUCAGAUGUGUAAUUUUAAUGCACUUGGGCCAUUUUGUAUGACAUUUUCUCUUCAGGGCGCUCAUAUCGGGAUCAUCAUAAUUUUCUGAACAGUUUUCCAACAUUCAUUGUCUUCAUAUUAGCCACAUUAGCUUGACUUGCACUACAAAGAACGUCCACGUAUCCUAUGCUCGAGUUGUAACUACCUAAACGUCACAUCUUACCCUUAGUCAGCGUGAUUCCCUUAGUGGACUGGUCCGUAUGCGUCAGGCACUGGUCAUUCUUGAUGAUCAUAACCCGUCUCACAUUGUGUCCACUGUCCACAUCGUGUCUUCUGGCUGUGCGCUCUCCUCUGCACUUACAUCCUUAUGGGCCUGACCGAAUAAAGUGCACUGUUAGACGUGCAAAAGCG
Amphibalanus amphitrite is the source of this 3921-nucleotide messenger RNA. RefSeq names its product FMRFamide receptor-like. Bases 432 to 1718 code for a protein of 428 amino acids. The transcript has 2 exons. Gene Ontology annotation, molecular function: G protein-coupled receptor activity. Gene Ontology annotation, biological process: G protein-coupled receptor signaling pathway. Lineage: Eukaryota; Metazoa; Arthropoda; Thecostraca; Balanomorpha; Balanidae. The record is from RefSeq and is a predicted model, not a curated record. Gene Ontology annotation, cellular component: membrane.